AUGAGGCGUUUAAAGGGGGGGCACCUGAACGCCCCCAAAACUGGUUGGUCGCUACGCCAAGCAUCCCUUCGAUUCCCUUUAUGUCUUAAGGAAGUCCUUGACGACGACGCCGUCCUCAGCGACGUCGACGACGACGACGCAAACACCGCGCCCGCCUCCUCCGGCGAGCCUCCCUCAGCCGACGACCGCUGCCGCGUCCACAACCUCCUCGCCGAGCUCGAACAGGAGCGCCGCGCGCGGAAGGCCGCCGAGGGCGAGCUCUCCCGUCUCCAGUCCACCCACAACCGCCUCAAGGCCUUCGCCCAGGACGUCAUCCGGAAGCGCGACGACGCCCUCCGCGAGAAGGAGGACACCGCCCGCUCCGCCGCCCGGGCGGCGGUGGAGCUUGCCGAGGCCGUGAGGCUCAAAGACGAGGCCGUGAGGCAGAAGGACGCCCUCCGGUCGGAGGUGGAGUCCGCUGCCCAGAUGCUGGUUUCCGGCAUCGAGAAGUUUUCCGGAAAAGUCGCCGACUUUAAGAAUUUCUCCGCCGGCGGCUUGCCGAGGUCGGAGAAGCACACUGGGAUGCCGGCCGUGGCCUACGGCGUCGUCAAGAGGGCGGACGAGAUCGUGGAGGAGCUCGUAAAGCAGAUUGAUGCGGCGGCCAAAUCCAGAGAUGCAGCUCGUGAGCAGGUGGAACAGAGGAACUAUGAGAUCGCCAUUGAGGUCUCAGAGCUUGAAGCAACCAUUGGCGGGCUUAGAGAGGAGGUCUCUAAGAAGGGCUCUGAGAUUGAGAGACUGGAGAAGUUGGUUACCGAGAGGGAUGCCAAGAUUUAUAUCUUGGAGAUGGAGAAUUCAAAGCUGAGGCAGUUUAGCGAGGAUUUUGAUAGCAAAUCGAGAAGUUUGGAGACCAAAAUACAGUCACAGAGACCAUUGCUUAUCGGUCAGUUGAAUCACAUGUCUAAGGCUUAUGAACAGAUUCACGAUAUUAUUCGAAUUGCAGAUGCAGGGACAUUGGAUCAGUCAGAAUUGUUGGAUUCUUUGUCUCUGGGCAAAGAGAUGGAUGUGGAUGAGAAUUUACAAACUUUGUUUGAAACAUCAGUUUCUAUUUAUAAGCUGGCCAAGGUUGCUGUGCACAAAGUAAGGGAAAAAAUGGAAGAGAAAGGACAGGAGACAAGAGUUUUGAGGGAUAAAGUUGAUGAGUUAUUGGUGGAGAAGCAGCAUGUGGGUACCUUGCUUAGAAGCGCCUUGUCAUCAAAGACAGAUAAGGUGUUGGAAAUGGCAGAAAAUGUGCUGAGAGAGGCUGGGAUAGAUUUGAGACUCAAUGGCCAUGGGAGGCAUGGUGUGGAGGAGAGAGAAGAUGAUGAUGAAGUCUAUACAUUGGCUGGUGCUUUGCAGAAUACUGUGAAAGCAUCUCAACUUGAGAUCGUUGAGCUGCAGCAUUUAGUGGAAGCACUAAGGGCAGAGUCUAGCCUACUGAAGGCACAUGUGGAUUCUCAAGCAAAAGAGAUUUCUCAGCAGAAGCAACAAAUUAAGGAACUUAAGGAGAAAGAUCAGAUGGCAAAUGAAAGUGUUGAAGGCCUGUUGACGGACAUUGCAGCUGCAGAAGAAGAAAUUGUAAGAUGGAAAACAGCAGCAGAGCAAGAAGCUGCAGCAGGCAGAGCUGUUGAACAAGAAUUUCUCACACAGGUAUGCUCACAGAGUAGUUUUUAUUUUAUACAUGCCAUGUAUCUUUUUGGUAUAGAAAAUAUUGACAGCUAAUUUGAUCUGCCAGUAUCCUUUGCUUUACAUGAGUUUGAUACGAUAAAAUAUUGAUAGUUUGUAAUUAGCCCAUUCAUUGUUCCAUAGAAUCUAUGCUUUCAUUUCAUGCAUAUAAUGCUAGAGAAUUAGGCAGAAAUGAAAAACUUACACCACUUCCUCUAGAACAUAAGGUUGGCUCUAAUUCUCCACUUUUAGUUUUUUGAGAAUGACAGAAUCUCACUUCCCAUUGAUAAAAUACUAGAUUCAGUGUAUUGCUCAAGUAGUAAGCGUCUAAAAGACAAAUUUACUUUGAUGGAUGUCUUCCUAUAAUUAGAAGCAGUGUUUUUUAAAAGGAAAAAAAUACAUUGGAUGGUCGCAUCAAUUGGGCCAUCAAAUUGUCAUCCAAAUCAAGAAUUGAAAACCCAAGCAUCGUGGCCUCAUAUUUGCAGUUCUGUGUGUAAUGGCUUUGAGUGGGCAUGGGAAGGCUAGUAGGGCUCAAGGUGUGCUAUAUCAGGCCCACACAGCCUAGUCAGCCUUAUUGAGGCGGAUCAUGCACGAAGACCACACCAAAACCAAGUUGUACUUCCGAUGAUUGCAAAAAUGAUACUGGAACUAUAGUUUGGUAGAGUACUGUCAGUAAGAUACUAUAUGUAUCCUAUAUUGACAUAGCCUCCUAACACUUUUUUUUUUACUCCCAGCCAUAAUAUCGUCUGAAACUGGGUGGUAUGGGUUAAUACUACUAGACGACAAACAAAGAAGUUGGUAGCAACAGAACUGCCUCUAAACCACUAGAGCACCUACAAAAAUCAGUCUACCUACGCUACAUUGUACCUUCUAUUAAUUAAGAUUGCCGUUUUAGGCCAUCUUAAUGAAAGCCUGAAUCAUUCUCUUGAAGCUCAUCCUCUUUAUGAUAAAUGAUCCGCUUGCCCCGAAAUGACCCGCCCCAAUAGGGAAAUCCCAAUUCAGUGGGCCUUUCGAUACAAUCAAAUAGAUUGCCACAAGGGCGCCAUAUUCUAGGAGCCCAAACUAUGUGAUUGAAUAAAUCCUCCUCUAUCUGUUGCGGGUCGACGG
Molecule: messenger RNA, 2787 nt
Organism: Phoenix dactylifera (date palm)
Lineage: Eukaryota; Viridiplantae; Streptophyta; Magnoliopsida; Arecales; Arecaceae
Source: RefSeq, a predicted model, not a curated record